This is a messenger RNA of Saccostrea cuccullata (small rock oyster), 7171 nucleotides long. RefSeq names its product interferon-induced very large GTPase 1-like. The coding region runs from base 328 to 6876 and encodes 2182 amino acids. Lineage: Eukaryota; Metazoa; Mollusca; Bivalvia; Ostreida; Ostreidae. The transcript has 4 exons. Gene Ontology annotation, molecular function: GTP binding. The record is from RefSeq and is a predicted model, not a curated record.
CUCAUUUGUUCUUGAAGUAUUCAGUUUCGGCAAUUCGUUGUACUGAAAACAGAACAAUGCAGUGCGACGCUCCAAUAGGAAUGUGAACGGAGCCCGGUACCUGCCAAUCACGAAAGCAAACGCCCUAGACUAGUGCUUCUGCGUCCGAUACGUCCCCUUUGAGCUAGCGUCCCAAUGUGUGUCCUGUAAGAACAGCAGUAUUUUUAAAAAAGAAGCCAGACUUUAUGAAAAGUAUAUUUAUCACUUUAGUGGUCCCAUUUUGAAUACAGCAGACAUACAGAGGGAAUCAUAACUACAAAGGAGAACUGAUGUAGAGGAACCCCUAUAAUGGCCGCCAAAGACAGAGAAUGCGCUUCCGAUUUGGUGCAAUCAGCAUCUGGUGGAGUUUUAUUGCGGGGUGUUUGCCUUGAUAAUCUUUCAGAAGUCUCAGCAUGUAGACAAACAUUAGUGGAAUUGAAAAGGGACAUUAGAUUUAAGUCUCCCCAAACAAACUAUUCAUAUUGCGAUAGAAAAAUUUCAAGUAGACAGGAAAUGCAAGAUUUUGAAAAAAAACUAUUUACCUUUGGAAUUAAUGGGGCAAUUAGUUUUACAGGUAGUAUGCCUGUGGGAAAAGGAAAUGUAGAUUUAAGUGUGCUUACGAACUUUGAACGUCAAAACAAAAGUGAUGAUUUGGAUUCAACCUCCAAAGAAAGUGAAAUCAAUAUGAAUUGCACUGUUGUUCCUACUGCAUUAUGGGAAUCCAGUUUAGCAGACUUCAAAUUAAGUAAAUCUGCAACUGAAGAGCUCCUUGCUAUCGAGAAAAGUUACUUAAUGCUGGUAUCAGAAGCAGAUGCAUUAUGUAAUAAAUUUUUCGAUAAAUUUGGAACACAUAUCAUUGUUGGAUUUGUUCAUUUCGGAGGCAUAAAGCUGGCAAAUACCAUCAACGUUGAAGAAGGGUCUAGUAGAAAUCUGAAGAGAAAGAAAACUAAUGAAGUUCAGGGCUCAAUGACUGGAAAAUGUGGGGAUGAUUUAGCAACAUUCGAUAUAAAGACAAAUUGUUAUGGGAAGAACUCAGAUUCUCAAGCAAAGCAGAUGUUGACAAAAGAGAAAUCUGCUUCAACAUACACCCAGAUACGUUAUAUAGGGGGUCCCCAAAAUGUUGAAUCCGAUGAUGAGUGGAGAAGUGGUUUAUUAGAAUGCCCUUCUACAUGGUCAGUUAUUGACAGAGAAAUAACAAAAUGUCACAAUUUCGAACCAGUCUGGAAACUUAUAUUACACGAAGACUCUUUUGAAGACCCAAAGCGUCUAGCCGAAUACAUAAAAAAUAAUAUCCUUACAGAAUCGACUGAAAUUAAUUUUGUUCUUUUCGAAAAUGAAAGAAUAAAAAUUAUAAUUGAUAGCCAACUUGCGAGUAUUAAAAGUGACGAAAGCGAAGAAAAUUGCGUGAUUUGUAUGACCCGGUUACUAAAUGAAAUAAUUAAUCUUGAGCACGAAGAUGUUUGGAGAAGAACUUUAGAAAAUUAUCAUCCUGCAUCAGAAAUACUCCUUUUGACAACACAACAUGUAAAAACAGCCCAAAAUGAAAUUGAACUGAAAAGAUGUCUUAGCAACAUACUGAAGCAUAGUGGAGGAGUAAAAUUUCAAGACCAGUUUGAGGUAUUGAGAUGGCUUCAUAAAAGUUCUCAGGGAAGAUUUGGGAAACUGCCUGAUAUCAAGAUAUCUGAUGUUAGAGAACUUAUAAAUUGGUUAGAAAAAGACGAAAUCUUCAAAAUAGCACACUCGCUUCCAGACUUCAAAGAAGAGCCAGACUUUUGUCUCACAAACGUUUUUUGCAAAGCUGUUUCAGUUUUAAUCAGCAACGUUAUGAGACAGGAUUAUCACUCAGAUUAUCUUUUACUUCUCUCAGCAUUGAUACCUUUUGAUUUUGAUUAUCGAGAGGGUUCAUUUCGAACACAGUUGACGGUGCAAAGGAUAAAAGAUUUUUUAAAACACAUCAAAAGUGUUUCGGAGGCUUAUGAUGACCUAGCAGCUAAGUCAAUUGUUAUUCAACACGCGUGGAUCUUAAAUUUAUUGCUAUCCAACAUAAAAGAAAGAUCAAAAAAUGAAACCACUGACCUCAUUGAAGAAAUUUCAAAGGAGGAAAUAAGAUUAAAAGAACCAGUAAUUAAAAUCGUGCAAGAUAGUGACGGCUUAAAAGACAUCCAAAACGAGUUGCAACAGCUCCAAGAAGAUGAUAAAGAAAAACUUUUAUGCUGGAAUUUCUUCAAAGGAAAACCAUUUUUUCCUUACUCUGAUCGAAUUUCUACCAAACAACCUUCUGCUUCCAAGCCACCAGACGCCAUAUCAAAGAUCAUGCAGGCAAUGGGCCUCUUGGAAUAUUAUCCCGGAAAAAUAACCUUGCAGAAAGUUCUUGAAAUUGACGAAAACACAUUUAGAGAACCUGAACGUCUUAAUGAAAUUUCUUUUGCUGUCUUAAGAAAAAUAGUUUCAAGUAGCACUGAAUUUCGUGAGAACGUACUGAAUGAAUAUCUGUCAAAGACACCAACAUCUGGUACUAGUUUUUUAGAUAGUGAUGAAGAAUGUUCUGACCACGAAGAUAUUGGUGUAGAGAAUGAAAAUCUGCAUCCUUUAGAUGUUUUUCACUGCAUUUUUUUAUGCUGUGAUCCGUUUUUGAAAGCUACACUCUGCAAAAAAAUUGCUGAUGUUCAACUCGCGAUUCCUUUAGUUUAUCCCUACCUUGAGGACAAACUUAUUAUUUCUCUUUGGCCUUUAAGAAACAUUUUCAUAGGUGAUCAAGUAGAUUCAAUGGCAAGGUCCCGCAUUAAUUCAAUUUGCUUUUUAAGAGUUGGGAAUGUGUCUUUUAUGUCAAAAUCAAAACUCAUCAAUGAAUUUAUGAGAGAACAAAAUGUUGAACAUAAUACAUUUUUCCACAGGCAGUGCCCAUUGGGUUCAAAUAAGCGCACAGCGUACAAUGGAGUCAUUGAAAUUUCAUGGUAUAUUCCCUCGGAAACAAAUGCAAGUACGAAAAAAGAGAGAGUUGGUGAAUAUAUCAACAAAAAACUACUGAUAUUGAACUUGAGGGGAGAUGUAACAGAGUUUCCAAAGCAGGCUGAAUUAAUCUUGCAAAUGUCAAAUAUUGUAGUAGUCCUUGUAGAAUUUUCCUGUCUUAAAGACAGAAAAAUAGUCAAUACACUACGAAACUUUCAUGAAAGUGAUGUCAAAGUUAUCAUGAUAACAAAUAACUCUCCUUAUCUUGAACUUAGAGAUAUAACUAAGACGUGGAAAGAAUACAUACAAAUUGCAAAUGUGACAAAGUCUAGAAUACAUCCCUUGCAUACAACAGAUCCAAAAACAAAAGGAAUAAAAAAUGCAGUGAGUAUAAAGAAAGAGCUUGUAAGAGCAGUACAAGAAUUCUUAAAGUUAACAUCCUACGAAAUUAUUCUUGAAAGUAUUGCGAACAAGGCCCCAGAGUUCAUCAUAGUUGAUGAAGCACAACAUGGCUGUGAAUUAGGUAGAGUGGAUGCUGAGGGAAUAAUGUCAAAAAUUCGAAAAGUGGCCGAUGGACGUGUAGAUAAAACAAAUGCUUUGCCAUUACAAGGAAAACAGCUGUGGCACGAGUGGAGUAGGAUACAGAAAGAAUUAUCUAAUACGGAAAAAUCCAGGUCAGAAGAAGAAAUUGAUCAAAUGAAAACUUCUAUGUUAAAGAUAAGAAAAACGCAAACAGAAGUUUGCAACUCUGAGAAUAAUAUUAUUGCUGAUUUUGUCAACAACAUACUUUGCUUUGAAGAAAAUUUGGAAAAGGUAAUAUUUUUCCUUUCAUGGCUUCAGGAGAUUUUGGAUAGCGAGUCUAGAAAGGUUCUUCCCUUGAAAAUUAAAUGUGUAUCAGAAACGUACGAACUAUUUAAGGCAGGAAAAAGAAAGGAAGCUGAUGUCAAACUUGCGGAGGAAAAUUUGUCAAAUGCUUCAUUUGGGCUGGAAAAUUUCUUUCGUGAAAUCGGACAGAUCUACGAUUGCUAUACGUAUUGUGCAUUAGAGGGAGGAUACAUGAUUGAAUUAUCUACAUUGUCUGUCAUCCAAACACUUCCGAAGAUUGUGGCGAGACUUUUAAUUUCUGGUCAGCCUUUUGAAAUAAUGGACGGAGAUGCUGUAAAUAUCCCAAUAUAUUGGAUGAAAGCUGUGUUUAAAGAAUUAGAGACACUAAUUGGGAAUAAAAAGGUAUUUUCAUUGUCGGUGGUUGGUGUUCAAAGUUCAGGAAAAUCAACAUUGUUGAAUUCAAUGUUUGGUUUAGAGUUUCCCGUCAGAUCAGGUAGAUGUACGAGAGGAGUCUUUCUUCAUCUGAUUCCUGUGACCAAAAAAAUUGCUGAUAUUGAUUAUGCCUUUGUUUUUGAUACGGAGGGUCUAAAUUCCCCUACAUACGGUUAUAGUAGAACGAAACAUGAUAACAAACUUGCCACUCUCGCUAUUGGACUUGCUGAUACUGUGAUAAUUAAUAUCAUGGGGGAAACAAUUGGAGAAAGCAUGGAAAACACAUUAGAAAUAGUUAUACACGCGUUAAUUCGUUUGAGACAAGCAAACAAGGAUAUCGAGUUGAGUCAAUCUUGCAUGUUUGUGCAUCAAAACGUUUCAAAAAUGGGUAAAGGUAUUGAAUUGAAACCUAAUAUGCAGCGUCUGUAUCAAAAGUUAGACCAGGUAACUAAGGAAGUUGCUAUUCGUGAACAUUUAGAUUACGUUACAUCUUUUAAUGAUGUCAUAUCAUUUGAUGUAGAAAGGGAUGUUUUACAUGUACCAAACAUUUUACAAGGUCAUCCACCGAUGGCACCUGUGAGUCAAAAGUAUAGUGAAAACGUAGAAAAAAUUACCGAGCAUAUAUUGACGCAGUGUUCUAACAAAAAAUGUCAUUCGACCAUACAUGACACCUGUGAUCUUCUUGAAAGUGUAUGGAAAGGAAUAUUAGCAGAAGACUUUGUUUUUAGUUUUCGUAACUGUCUUGAGGGUAAGGCGUAUAAUCUUCUAAAUACAAAAUUUAAAGCCUUGAAUUGGGAAAUUGAAAAGAUGUUACUUACGUUUUGGACUGAAAAAGUGAAUCAAACAUUGCAUAAAUGCACAGAAAGAACCAUUGAUUCAGAGGAAUAUUUUCUUAUUGGGGAAUUCACCAACAAAUUAAAAGAACUUGUUGAUUUGAAAAAGGAGGAACUAUGCAAUUUUUUUGAGGAAUCUGAACUACGUGACCACAUGGUGCGCUGGAAAAAUGGAAAGCUGAAUGAUCUUAUAGAAUCAUCUAAUAAAAUCGGCAACAAAUUUGAGAAAAGAAUCAAGCAGAUGGUUGUUCAUUUUAAAUUAAGAUUACAGAAUGAUGAAAUGGGAUCUGAAGAAAAAAUUAUGGAAAAAGUGUCGGAUUAUGCAAAGCAAUUACAGGGAAAAGAUAUUUCAGAAGAGGAGAAACGAAGUAUGUUUCAGGAACUUUGGAGGACAUCAUUAAAUGAGCUUGCACCUAAUUUUCCAAUAUCUUCACAUGCUCAAAAGCAAAAGGAGUUACUAGACAAAAUGAAGGAUGUUUUGCACGACGAGUUUGCCUUUCAUACUAGAUUACUAAAAAAGGAUCUUGAAAGCUAUGAUUCUGAUGAAGGCUUUGGACUAUCUGAUCUAACGGCAGAUAUAAAAGAUAUUGAUGAAGAUUGCAUAUAUGUAAACUCGCAUUGGAGAAAAUUUCAGAAGAUAUUCUUUGACGUUUCGAAAGAUUAUAAACAGAAGACGUUAGCAAUCACAAAACAGAUAUUUAACUCUGUUUCAAAAUAUUUGAAUGACCUACGAUACCAGGAUGUAGAAUGUGACGAAACUCAUUUCAGAUGCAUUUUAAAAUUAGCUACUUCGAGUUUUCAGGAAAUAGAUUCUGAAGAUCGUGAGUUUAGCAUCACUCAUAUCUAUAGAAUAAGAGUCGCAAUACGAAUUGCCAGAUAUUCGUUUUGGAAUUUUUCAGAAAUGAACAGAAGCUAUGAAGAAAAGCAUAACUUAUAUUCUUUCCUUCAAACAAGAAAAUCACAAGCGGAAAGGGUAUUCUUCGAUACAAUUCAAGAAAAAGCUGACUCAGAAAUAGUUUCUAAUUACCUAUGCAUCGAAUUGAAAAAGCAGAUGAAAACAAAAAUUUCGAAAAAAAUGUUCGUAAUGGUGAAGGAAAAGAUGCUAGAGUGCUUUUCAUUCAUGAAAUCGAAAAUGAUUAAAGAAAUAAUGAUUGAAUUAGCAGAAAAAGAUAGUUUUAAUGAUUACAUGGAAUACAUAAUGAAUCCUGAAGCCUUCGUGAAAACAUGGAUAAGACAAAAAACGCGAUCUGAAUGUUUCAAAAACAGAGGAGACAAGGUUUCUUUUGUCGCAAGAAAAGCUGAAAAAAUGUUGUCAGGGGAUGUUUCGACUCUAACUAAUAUUGCUAAAAGAGCGACAGAAGAUAAAGAUAUAAAGACGCUCGAAGAUUGGAUUCAAUGUUUUUGCGAAAGCGUACAUUCUUUUGAACUAGAAAGGGGGUAUGUCUCCCUAUUUUCAAAAUAUCAAGUAAGAGAUCUGAAGUCUUUCUGUGAGAUUUUUACAGCACAAAUAGGAAAGGUCGAAGCCGAACUCCUGAACACAUAUGCAACAGAUAACCCUGAUGAUAUUGAAUUGGAUGGAAAUAAACCAUAUGAAGAAGUCUUUCAAUCUCUGUGGGGAUGCUUAGAGCACUGCCCAUUAUGUUUAGAACCAUGUCAGUACACAGACUCAGAUCAUUGGAGAAAAGACAAUAUUCCACAUCGAUGUGUUCAACAUAGGCCUUUUGCUCUGGGUGGAAACUUCCUUCAGGAAAACGAUAAGUUGAUGAUUCAAACAUGCAAUUCGAACUUCUUUUUGCAGGCAAUGUGGUGGGUGGUGUAAUUGUCCUACAAAAGACUAUAGCAUUAGCCAUCCUUUGAAAAAAUAUAAGACUUUUAUGCCAUCCUGGGACAUAAAGCCAUUAGUAGACGCAGAUGGAUCAACAUAUUGGUGCUGGUUUACUAACAAGUAUUCAAAACACCUAGCACUCAAUUUUGCUAAAGAACCCCCUCCUAUACCACGACAUUGGUGUGGAAUUUCUAAAGAAAUUGCAUUAUGUAGUUUAAGUGAAAAACAAUUCAAAGAAAACACCCAGCUAGAUUCGCUUUUAUUGGCUAAGGUGCCAUUUGUGAAAAAG